Tachysurus vachellii is the source of this 1350-nucleotide messenger RNA. RefSeq lists its product as uncharacterized. Gene Ontology annotation, molecular function: oxidoreductase activity. The transcript is spliced from 11 exons. The record is from RefSeq and is a predicted model, not a curated record. Bases 106 to 1197 code for a protein of 363 amino acids. NCBI's taxonomy places the organism in Eukaryota, Metazoa, Chordata, Actinopteri, Siluriformes, Bagridae.
CUUUUUUCAAUGCGAUCAGGAAGUGACACAAAUUCUAGAAUUCGGGCAAUCAAAAUGGUGCAUUUUCAUUAGAGAGGGUCACACAUCACAACCGUGUUUGCUAUCAUGAGCCUCACCAGAUGCUUGGUGGUACAGACGGAGGUUAGAGAAUUUAUAAAGCAGUGUAUGCUGGCAGUUGGCACUAAAGCCAGUCAUGCCAGCAGCCUUGCAGAUGUUCUGGUGGAGGGAGACUUGAGCGGCCAUUACAGCCACGGACUCAACCGCAUGGAUUUAUAUGUAAAGGAGACUAAGGCGGGAAUCUGUGCGAAGGAGGGUGAGCCGGUGGUGGAAAAGGAGUCGGUGGCUACAGCACUUGUGAACGGGAAGAACCUCCUGGGUCCAGUUGUGGGAAACUUCUGCAUGAGUUUAGCUCUGAAGAAAGCACAAGAUGUGGGCAUCGGCUGGGUCGUGGCUUACACAUCCAACCAUUAUGGAAUUGCUGGCUAUUAUUCCAAACAAGCACUGCAAAAGAACAUGAUUGGCAUGUGCUACACUAAUACCUCUCCUCUAGUGGUUCCUACACGAGGUAAAGAGUGCACAUUGGGGACAAACCCUAUUAGCGUAGCAGCUCCUGCUAAUGAUGGAGACAGCUUUGAGCUGGACAUGGCAACCUCAGCUGUUGCUCUCGGAAAGGUGGAGCUUCAUGCACGUAAUGGCCACUCUAUCCCAGAAGGUUGGGGUUGUGAUGCCAAUGGUGUUCCCAGUUCGGACCCUACUGCAGUGCUAUCCGGAGGAGGCCUGGUACCUGUGGGUGGCAGUGAGACAACAGGAGGUUACAAGGGUUAUGGACUUGCACUAAUGGUGGAGGUGUUCUGUGGCAUUCUCGCUGGCUCAAACUACAGCAGACAUAUACGCACAUGGAGACUAACUGACAGAAGAGCAAACCUGGGUCAGUGCUUUGUGGCAUUAAAUCCAGAAUUCUUUGCUGAUGGAUUCAAUGACAGAAUGUCUGAUUUGCUGUCUCUACACAGGAACCUUGAGCCAGCGAAUCCACAGAUGCCAGUACUGGUCCCAGGAGACCCGGAGAAGAAACAUAACCAGACCUGCCGGGAGCUGGAUGGGAUCCCAUACUCGCUAAGUGUAGUCAAGCACAUGAACGACGUUGCCAGCACUUUGGGAGUGUCUGUUCUGUUGCCGACACACAGACUCGUUCAGUAAAAUGGCAGCCAGAUGGCGCUAAUGUGCAUUUCUGGAUCAAUCUUUCUUGAAUAAAGCAUCACCUGAAAUGAUGAAGUCAAGAUUUCGACUGUAAAGUGAAGCAGGAUUACAGUCACUAAAAAAAAAAUAAUUAAAUAAAUUUUAUGUACAAAA